Messenger RNA from Branchiostoma floridae (Florida lancelet), 2433 nucleotides. RefSeq names its product homeobox protein Mohawk-like. Gene Ontology annotation, biological process: cell development; regulation of transcription by RNA polymerase II; muscle organ development. The record is from RefSeq and is a predicted model, not a curated record. Gene Ontology annotation, molecular function: RNA polymerase II cis-regulatory region sequence-specific DNA binding; DNA-binding transcription factor activity, RNA polymerase II-specific. Gene Ontology annotation, cellular component: nucleus. The coding region runs from base 285 to 1253 and encodes 322 amino acids. The transcript has 5 exons. NCBI's taxonomy places the organism in Eukaryota, Metazoa, Chordata, Leptocardii, Amphioxiformes, Branchiostomatidae.
UUGUCAAAAGAGAAGGAGGAGUUAGGUGAAGCGAGGACUUGUGGUUGUAGUUUGGAGGCUCUCGGCACGGUAGGACAUUCCGUACGGACGCCGGGCGACGAGCGCAGUACAUUUCAGCGUUCCGACAUCGUUUUCUGCGAAGGAUUUGCGGUAGUUCCCGUCCCAGGGGAUCCGUGGUGCGACCCGAGACGGAACGGUGCGCUGGGAUUUGUGUUCUUCCGGUGGUUGGGGAGAGAGAGCGAGUGAGUGCCGGUUGGGAAAAAGUUCACAACAAGCUGGAAAACAUGGUGGACUGCACGACGGAGAACGAGCUGACGAUUGUCUCCGACUCUAGCUCGGAGUUCUCGGAAGACGACUUGGAAUACGGCGGCGGUGGGGCCGACGGGGUCCUCAAAGUGUCGUCCAUGACGAGUAAGGACUUGGAGGAGCGGGAUCGAAGUCUGAGACGCCGCUCUUCAAGGCGCAGGAAUUCGGACCGAGUUCGUCACAAGCGGCAGGUUAUGCAAGACAUGGCGCGUCCGCUGAAACAGUGGCUCAUCAAGCACAGGGACAACCCUUAUCCAACCAAAACAGAGAAGAUCCUGCUGGCUCUGACGUCACAGAUGACGUUGGUACAGGUCUCCAACUGGUUUGCCAACGCGAGGCGGAGGCUGAAGAACACGGUGCGAGACCCUGACCUGAGUUGGGGCAUGCGCAUUAAGCUGUACAACAAGCACGUGCAGGGGAACGCGGAGCUGCUGUCCAUCAGUUCGGGCGAUGACAGUGACGAGGAUGACUUCGGGGACUCGGACUACGGCGAUCACGAUGGCGGCAGCAAGGGAAAUCUCAUCAUCCCCCACUUUAAAGGAGACCGAGACGAGAACAGCAACAACUCGUCCCUGCCCCCCUCCCCCACCGAGGACUUGGACCACAGGUACGCCAUCCCGAGGUACCCGGACAGUGGCGAGGAGCCGAGCUCCCCCACCAAGUACAAGCACAGCAUCCUUCAGCGGUACCUCAACGACUCCUUCCAUAGCACCGCGAGGAGGAACGACAAAUCCGGCUCCCUCAGCUCCCAAGAUUACGAAGACCUGUCGGAAUCCGCUCGGAGCUUCCGAUCGAGCUUCGGGAGCGACGGGAGCGUCCGAUUGAGCCCGACGAGUGAGGGCGAGCCGCGGUCGUCUCCAGUGUUUGAAGAUGAGGAGUUGCACUGGAAGGAGAUAGACGCGGCCAUGGCGCUUACAAGUCUCGCGAGAAGUCGCGGCUGUCCGUGAGGAUGACGUCACGUUACCCACAUGUGUGACGACUUGCUGAUUGGUGCGUGAGAUCACCUGACUGAGGCCGAAUUAUGUAAAUACAACGAACUGGUCUAGAAGACGAUUACGCAGCUCGCGGACCAAUGACGAUUCUUGCUUGAAGAGUCAACGUGACUCGCCAGAGACUGCCAAAUGUCGACGUCUUUUCCAAGGACCAAGACUUCAUUCCAAGGGUUUUAUUUGGGGAACAAAUCAGCUUUAUUUCCAUUGAACGACCAAUAUCUGGCGUCGGUGGAAAAGUGGGACCAAAUUUGAGCAGACGGAAUAACGUGCCUUUGCCAUCAUUAGAACCACUAGGAUUGUAUUCAGAUGAAAGAAUGCCUACAUAUGAUUGGACACAACUUUGGACUGAGAGUGAGAGGGCAGCGGUGAUUGGUUGGUGACUUAGCGAGGAACAAGUUUGAAAGAUGAAAUGCGAUGCGAUUGGUUAUUUGGACGAACGUUCCGUGACGUGGCUGUGUGUCAUUGGUGACUGGAGGGACAAGGUACAAGGGAUGACGGAAAAUCGGCCGCGCUGGCUCGCGACCUAAACGUAAACAACAACACAGAAAACUGGUUUGUUUUCCUCAGCCACCUUUACUGACAGCUUGGUCUUCCAGAACAAACAAUAUUCCAACUCAAAUACCUUUCCAAUGGGAGUUUUAUAGAGUACUAACAACGGUUUCUCGCCAUAUUGACAACUACUGGCUGCCUCUGUACAAUGCUCGUCGCUUGACUACAAUAUGAUAUUCUCUUUUUUCUGCAACCUUUGUUCAAGUUCAUCUUUUUUCCUUGUAUAUCCUCGACGAAUACUGCCGAUUGAGCAGUUCAUACAUAAAAUUUUAUGUCAGUACUUGGUCGAAACUACUAGAAAUAAAGAAGGGUGGAUUUGAUCAGUGAUGGCCAAUAAUGUGCCAUACGUACAACUUAAUGUUAUCUACCAAUCACGAUCGAGCGAUGGUAUCUCAGCUACCAGAUCCCGAAUGAUCCACGCUAAGUUUCUUGUUCUCGUUUCUUCGUUUGAAUAUCUCUUUUAAGUCAUGUAAUUUCCGCCGAGAUUAUUUAUGUUUCAUUGAUAUUUUACAAGAUGUUGUCUGGCGUGUUUUGUGUCUCAUGUAAACAACGAAAUAAAUAUUGGGGUUUGAGUUUCAGUUUCAAU